AUGGCCACCCCGCUGGGGUCAACACGUGUGGAACCGCUACUUAUGGCGUUCGACAGCACCUGUACCUUACUCUGGGCGAAGCUCUAUGAACGGGGCACCUAUCACUGCUCCUGUUGGCCAACCUGUGGCUCCCCAGAGCCGUCCUGCUGCUCGCUACCACAG
Pelobates cultripes (western spadefoot toad) is the source of this 162-nucleotide messenger RNA. The record is from the annotation of a GenBank genome assembly. NCBI's taxonomy places the organism in Eukaryota, Metazoa, Chordata, Amphibia, Anura, Pelobatidae.